CUCGUCUCCCUUUCAACAUCGACAUCCCUCCCUCUUUCUCCCUGUCUUUUUCCUUGUCUCGGCCACUGGCCUAGGAUUGGACGUCGGACCUCAAACAAAGGGAUUCAUUCGAUUCUGUCAUUCUAGCCUUCCCUUUUCCGUGCCAGUUGAUAUCACGUACUCCGUACAUUCCACGCCGUCCUCCACGAGUACGAGUGUCCACGAGUCCAGUGGUCUUCACGAAAUUCCUUACGCUCCCGCUCACCGCUGUUGAGCCAACAAAGCCGAAGCCGAAGCCGAAGCAAAACCAGUCACAUUCUUCCCCCUCGAUCCUCCCGAAUCUUCAAUUCCUUCAAUUCACACACCGGCCUGCGUCUCGAGGCCGCGAACAUGGGUGACAGGGAUAGGAAUCAUGACGAGGGAAACGAGGCCCUGGACCCCCAAGUCCUCUACACGAAGGAGUAUUGCAUCGGCGGCGGAAGCUUUGGCAAGGUCUACAAAGGCGUAGAUAAACGUACCGGUCAGGCUGUCGCCAUCAAGAUUAUCGAUAUUGAAAGCGCUGAAGACGAGGUCGAGGACAUUAUCCAGGAAAUCGCCAUUCUUUCCGAGCUCCAAUCCCCCUACGUUACGAAAUACUAUGGCUCGUACGCCAAGGGCGCCGAGCUGUGGAUUGUUAUGGAGUUUUGUUCUGGCGGGAGCUGUGCCGAUCUCAUGAAGCCGGGCAAGAUAGGGGAGGAUUAUAUCGCUAUCAUCCUGCGGGAGCUUCUUCUUGGCCUCGAAUAUCUUCAUUCGGACAAGAAGCUGCACCGGGAUGUCAAGGCCGCCAAUGUCCUCCUCAGCUCGACCGGCCUCGUCAAGCUGGCCGAUUUCGGUGUCUCGGGCCAGCUCUCCGCCACCAUGACCAAGAAGAACACCUUUGUCGGCACCCCUUUCUGGAUGGCCCCCGAGGUCAUCAAGCAGUCCGGCUACGACCACAAGGCCGACAUCUGGUCCCUCGGCAUCACCGCCCUCGAACUCGCCAACGGCGAACCGCCCUACGCCGACAUCCACCCCAUGAAGGUCCUCUUCCUCAUCCCCAAGAACCCGCCGCCCCGCCUCGACGGCAACUACACCAAGGCCUUCAAGGAAUUCGUCGAGCUCUGCCUGCAGCGCGAUCCCAAGGAACGCCCGUCGGCGAAAGACCUGCUCAAGCACCCUUUCAUCCGCCGUGGCAAGAAGACGAGCUACCUGACCGAGCUCAUCGAACGCCACAACCGCUGGGCUGCCAACCACAAGGGCGACGAAGAAGAGAACAACAACCCGCCGGGCCCCGUCGAGGAGGACUACCACCACGCGCGGGAGCCCGUCGACGAGGACAUGUGGGAUUUCGGCACCGUGCGCUUGGUCGGCGAGCGCGGCGGCGUCGUCGUGCACCGCCCCGGAUUAUUGCAUCCCAUGGACGACGCCGCCACCAACGCGCGGUCGAGGCCACUCGAGCCCGACGCUGCCGACUGGGGUGGCCGGGACGGCAGCCCGACCAAGACGCCGCGUGAAGGAGAUUUUGCGCAGCUGGCCGCCGCGGUAGCCGCCGCCGACACUCUGAAGGUGAACACUGGCACCUCGAGGCAGACGUCCCCUCAGCGGAAACAGGUGGUGGUGCCUACCAUGGUUGCGCCGCCGCCGCAGUCUCCGACCAGGGUGCCGUUGCCUGCGUCGCCCGAGAAGCCGCAGCCGCCGCAUCCACGGGGUCUGGAGACGCCGAGGCCCGCUACCAAAGCCAUGCCUCCUGUUCCCGUCACCCGGUCUCCGGAUUACGAUCGAGAGCUGCAGGCCCAAUUACAACGGGAUAUCGGUCUGCUUCAGCUUAGCCAGGCCAUCCAGGAGGCGGAUGACCUUGACAGCAGCCAGGCCACGCCGAGACCCCCGCCGCAUCAACACCCGCUGGCCCCAUACUCGCAGCAACCCUCGUCUCGACCCGGCUCCAAAAUGGGGCCCAUCACCCUACCGGAAAUCCCCCCUUACAGGGGCGGCGGCGGCGCAACAUCCCAGCCGCCUCCGCAGAUGCAACCCCUGAACAGACUAGCCGACGAGUCGUCAUCAUCCAUGACGCCCUCGUCUCUGUCCACCUCUACAUCCGCCGCCGCCGCCCCAUGCAAACCGCCCGCGUUCACCUCCAAAGCCCAACCGCCCGAAAUCACCAACCCGACGUCCUUCCCGUCCCCGGCGCCCGCGAACGCCAACGGCGAGCUGGACGCCCUCAACGACGUCAUCUUCCCGGCGCUCGAAGAGGCGCUCAAGCGCCGCCAGAUCCGGCUGCAGCAGGUGUACCGGCCGCCGUUUGCGGCGGCGCCGGCGCAGGUCACGCCGCGGCAGCAGCGGGCCGAGGCGGCGCACGAGAAGCUGCGCAAGCUGGUGUACAAGCUCGCGCACGUGUGCAAGGAGAUUGACCACUACGACAAGGCGGAACCGGUGGGGAUGGGGCGCGACGUGGGGACCUUUUUGGAGGGGUUAUUGGAGGAGAUUUUGGUGAGGGUUGAGCCGUUGGAUGAGGAGGAGAUGGGGGUGAACUAA
This is a messenger RNA of Sodiomyces alkalinus F11, 2529 nucleotides long. RefSeq names its product Pkinase-domain-containing protein. The transcript has 4 exons. Bases 370 to 2529 code for a protein of 719 amino acids. The record is from RefSeq and is a predicted model, not a curated record. Gene Ontology annotation, biological process: protein phosphorylation. Gene Ontology annotation, molecular function: ATP binding; protein kinase activity. Lineage: Eukaryota; Fungi; Ascomycota; Sordariomycetes; Glomerellales; Plectosphaerellaceae.